This is a messenger RNA of Clonostachys byssicola, 4290 nucleotides long. NCBI's taxonomy places the organism in Eukaryota, Fungi, Ascomycota, Sordariomycetes, Hypocreales, Bionectriaceae. The record is from the annotation of a GenBank genome assembly.
AGCGAGUCGACUAACACGGCCCCCCAGAGCAAACGGAGGAAGGUUGAACCUCUUCCCGUGCCAUUCUGUCAUGCUGCAAGAGGUCAUAUCGAGUUUUCUCGACCAUGCACAGAGAAUGCAUCAGAGCCAACAAUCAUAGCACGGAAGGCCAUCGGCCAUUUCCUUUCCUUCUAUUUUAAUCCCCGGUCAAAUUCAUUCACUCUCAGGUCUCGCCCUCCACACCGGCUGGGAUCGUUCAUCUCAGUAUUCUCACUUUCGUCCUCUGAAAUGAGUCCAGUUGCGGCCCAGAUUAUCUAUCUUGGAGGGGAUCGCAAUGGAUCAGCAGGCACAAUAUGGCAUAAUGUCGAUGUAACGGUGGAACGACGAGAUUCUAUUGCGACCAUGAGACUCGACCUCAACCUUUAUUGGAACGUAACUCCAUCACCUCUCAAUGGUCUACGCACUUCUCUUCACAGACAAGCCAGCCAAGAUUUAAUUGACAAUUUUUUCCCUGCUUCAGGCUCACCGGAAUCGGCCUCCUAUCCGAUGGACUUUUAUGAGGCGGCGUAUGUCCCGCCCGUUCGGGAUGAAACAAAUAUCCCGCUCGAGAUACCCGGCCUGGAGGCUACAUUGUACCCCUACCAGGCGAGAUCACUUGAAUGGCUAUUAGCACGAGAGGGUGUUCAGUGGUCCGAAAAAAAUGGGAUCGGUCUCCUCGCACAGGAUUUUCCAGCUCCCAUCAGCGAUUUGUCCAGGCGCGUCCAAGAUCUAGACGGAAAUGAAUUCAUUCUCAAUGACAUUUUACAUACAAUCUGUUUGGACAAUUCCCCAUUUCAACAGGUCGAGAGAAGGACAAAGGGAGGCAUACUUGCUGAAGAAAUGGGAUUAGGCAAAACUCUUGAAAUUCUGGGUCUCAUUUCUCUGCACCGACUACCCGAGUCUCUUCCAGAUGGGAGCGAGGAUCCCAACCCGCCAGUAAUCCCAAGCGGCGCAACUUUGAUUGUUACACCGGAGUCUCUGAGACAGCAGUGGAUCUCUGAAAUAUCUCGCCACGCCCCCGGACUUCGAUGUGAGUUCUACAAGGGACGCAAGCAAGAGGGGGGAGAUGAGGAGGAAACGGUGCAAAGACUCAAGAGCUGCGAUAUUGUAGUAACCACCUAUAGCGUGCUCUCUGCCGAGCUACAUUUCACCAGCGAUGCUCCCGAGCGUUCACGCAGACAGGAACGGAAAUAUCAACGGCCAAAAUCACCGCUAGUGAAAAUACUAUGGUGGCGUCUUUGUCUUGACGAAGCCCAGAUGAUAGAGAAUGGAAUCAGCCAAGCAGCAAAAGUCAGCCAGGUCAUUCCGCGAGUCAAUGCUUGGGGAAUAACUGGUACUCCAGUCAAAGAUAGUGUCCAGGAUCUCUUCGGCCUGCUCAUGUUUUUGCGUUAUGCGCCCCUGGAUUCUGCUUCACAAGCCUGGCGAGCUAUUCUUACACAACAUAAACCUGCGUUUCAGAAACUAUUUAAUACGAUAGCCAUAAGGCACACCAAGGCACUAGUUCGGCAUGAGAUUUCCCUCCCACCACAGCAACGCUUCGCAAUCAGUGUGCCAUUCACAGCUGUUGAGGAACAGCAUUACCAGUCCAUGUUUAAAGAGAUGGCAGAAGCUUGUGGUCUUGAUACCCAAGGUCAACCAGUGCUUGACGAAUGGACGCCCGAAAAUUACGUGGAAGAAAUGCGAACUUGGCUCAACCGACUGCGGCAGACUGCCCUACAUCCCGAGGUGGGAGUGUAUGGCCGUCGAGUACUGGGACAAAAUAAGACAAAGCCAAUGAGGACGGUGGAGGAAGUUCUAGAUGCCAUGCUUGAGCAAAGCGAAAACAGUCUCAGGUCAGAAGAGAGAGCGCUUCUUUUGAACAAAUUGACUCGGGGUCAGUUAUUCGAAAACGGCCCGCGCGUUAAAGAAGCACUGUCUAUUUGGAAAGAGGUAAGAGCUUCGACAGAAGAGCUUGUAGAGAAUGCUCGCUCUGAGCUUCGAGACAUCAUAAAAAGAAACACCGAAAACAAAGGGAAACCAUCCCGAGGGAUCCAGAAUCCUCAAGAUCCCGAUGAUUCUGAAGAUGAAGAGACAGCCAUCGGAGAACACAGAGGCCAGCUAGGAGAGUGCCGCCGCAAGCUUCGCUCAGCCCUAGAAUUGCAUCACCGAGCGGUCUUUUUCUGCGCCAAUGCUUAUUUCCAAAUUCGGGACAACAAGGAAAUGACUGAGCCAGACUCAGAAGAGUAUAAUGAGCUCAAGAAACUGGAGGACGGAGGAUAUGAUACAGCAAAGGAAAUUCGUCGCGAGAUUCUCUCAGAGAGCCACCACAAAACAACACGGCUUAUGAAGAAGCUAUCCCACAAGGGAUCCGGCCAGGAUUUUGCUGAGAUCCCUGAGCUUACCGUUAGACCUGAGCGAGGACUUGAGAGCAGUAGAGUUAUUGAUGAACUCGAAUUGCUCUACGGAGAGCUAAAUGAACAGGCAAACGUUAUCGACGAGUGGAGAGAGGAAGUGGUUCAACUGCUGCUAAAGUCUCUUGUUGACGAAGAGGAUGAAGUGGAAACUACCGGAGAGGAGCUUGGGGAGUCUGCCAAGAUUCAAGACCAUCUCAUGGUCUACGUCCAAGUUCUUCGGGCAGCAAUUGCCGACCGACAGGAUGCCAUGUCGGGACAAACCAACGAAUUGGUCAAAUAUGAAACUCAGACAUCAAUCAGACUAGCAAAGAAUGGGGAGGGUCCUGCCCCAGAGCUACUCCUAAAGCUUAUGCAGGACAGGGCAGAGAUCAAGCCUAAAUCGGCAAUCAUGUCAAUGCGCGGGGCCAUCAGCGAAUUCAGAAGCCUCACGUCCAGACUAUCCAACGACAAACAAAAAGCCGAACGGGUUGCUGCAGACCAUGCAGCCGCAAUACGACAGCUAAAUCCCACCACACAGGCAAACGAGCUGCGUAACUUGACAUCCAGGCUAAACAACGAAAAGGUCAAAAUUGAACGUAUCUCGGCGGAACAAUCUAUAGCAUCCCGGCAACUUCAGUCUACGCAGACAGCUCUCAGCCAGCAACAAAAGGUAUCGACUUCUCUGGAAUCCGAGAUCGAUACGUUUACUGCCACCAUGAACGCCCGUCUCGAAUACUACCGACAACUCCAAUUUGUUUCAGACUCCGUUCUUCCCUAUGAUGGCCAAAAAACAGAAGAGGCACUUGCUCGGAUCAUUAAGACAGAGGAAGAAAUCACACAGAAAGUGGCCUCUGCUGAGGGGAAACACAGAUACUUGCUGUACUUGAAAGAGGCUGGUUCCAAAUCCAAUGAGCCCCGAAUGUGCGUCAUCUGUCAGACAACCUUCGAAACGGGUGUCUUGACGGUUUGUGGUCAUCAGUUUUGCAAAGCCUGCAUGAUGAUGUGGUUCAAAGCCCAUCGAAAUUGCCCAGUGUGCAAGCGCCAUUUGAAUGCCUCACAGCUUCACGACAUCACAAUAAAGCCACAGUCACUCAAAAUCCACAGCGACGGCCAAGGCGUUUCCGAUCCAGGUGUUUCCGGUACAAGCCAGUCAAGCAAUGGGGCUUCUGACCAGCAACAGACUACGAUAUACUCGUCAUUUAACUCGGAAAAGUUGGCAGAAAUAAAAAACAUAGAGCUUGACGGCCCAUCUUACACAAGCAAAGUCGACACUCUACUACGACAUCUCCUUUGGUUGCGAGAGUCUGAUCCAGGAGCGAAAUCGAUUAUUUUCUCACAAUACAAGGAUUUUUUGGGAAUCCUCGCGACAGCUUUCAAGCGCUUUCGGAUUGGGUACGCCUCCAUCGACAGCCACGGUGGGACAACACGUUUCAAGGAAGAUCCAGCCAUUGAGGUCUUCCUCCUCCAUGCCCGAGCCCAUUCCAGCGGGCUGAAUCUGGUCAAUGCCAACCACGUCUUCCUCUGCGAACCUCUUGUAAACACGGCACUUGAACUACAAGCCAUCGCGCGAGUGGACCGCAUCGGCCAGCAGCACAAGACAACAGUUUGGCUUUACAUUACCGCCGGGACUGUCGAGGAGUCCAUCUACAAUCUAUCGGUCAAGCGUCGUCUCGAGCACAUGGGGAAAACUGCGAAAGGGAAAGAGACGCAGGAGCUUAUGGACGCUAAGCUGGAGGCUGCGAACACGCUGGAAUUGGAGCAAGCGGCGCUUUCAAAACUGAUGAGUAAAGACAAAACCGCGGGGGAAGUGGUCCCCAGCUCCGAUUUGUGGGAGUGUUUAUUUGGGAAUAUCACUCAGAAGGGGCCCGACGAGGAGAUGGUACACCAGGGGGGAAGCUCC